CCUACCUUACAUUAAAAAAAAAAAAACAAGAAAAAAAAAAGAAAAUACCACUCCUAGCUAUAACCUCCACAACAUUCAAAUAUAAAAAGAUACCUGAUUAAUCAUAGUCUUCUAAAUCCCCCUCUACUCUAUGAUAACAACAAUACUUUCAACUGAUUCAGUGGAGGUGACCAAAUUUUCCACCUUAAAAUUCCAUUUCCACUGAUUUUUUGGCAAGUUAGAAGAUGGGGUCUGUGGAGAGAUCAAAGAAGAAAGUACAGUUAUGGAAGAAAGCUAUUGUGCACUUCUCUUUAUGUUUUGUCAUGGGGUUUUUCACAGGCUUUGCUCCAACAGGGAAGGAUUCAAUUUUUUCUAGCCGUGUUGCUACAGAGAAUAAAUCACAGAUUUCGCCGCAGCCUGUCCAAACGUUGAACCAAUCAGCAACAGCAGUACAUAGCAGUAAUGUUAGCAGAAGUUUGAGAGCAGAAACUCCGGUGCCAGUUCCAGCAAAGUCCAAGGAACUAGAAAGUCCAAAACAAGUGGAUACUCAUGAAGUCAUCAAGCUGCCAGCUAGAAGACUCAUAAUUGUUGUUACACCAACAAGCACGAAAGAUCAGUUUCAAGGGGUGUUUUUGAGGAGGCUAGCGAACACUAUAAAGCUGGUUCCUCAACCAUUGUUGUGGAUUGUCGUGGAAGGGAAAUCUAAUUCGAAUGAGGUAUCCGAAAUACUUAGGAAAACAGGUAUUAUGUAUAGGCAUUUAGUGUUCAAGGAGAACUUUACAGACCCUGAAGCAGAGCUGAAUCACCAGCGAAAUGUGGCACUGAAGCACAUUGAGCACCACAAGCUGAGCGGAAUUGUUCAUUUCGCCGGACUUUCCAAUGUUUAUGAUCUUGAUUUCUUCAAAGAGCUUAGACAAAUUGAGGUGUUUGGAACUUGGCCAAUGGCCUUGCUGUCAGCAAACAAGAGGAAAGUUGUAAUAGAAGGACCAGUAUGCGAUUCCUCUCAAGUGAUAGGAUGGCAUCUAAGGAAGAUGAACAACCAAACAGAUGCAGAAACAGAUGCAGAGUCCAAACCUCCUAUUCAUAUAUCAAGUUUUGCAUUUAACAGUUCAAUCCUUUGGGACCCUGAGAGAUGGGGUCGCCCCACAUCUGUUCAAGGCACUUCACAGAAUUCACUCAAAUUUGUGAAACAAGUUGUUCUAGAAGAUGAGACCAAGUUAAAGGGUAUCCCACCAGAAGAGUGCUCCAAAAUCAUGCUUUGGCGUCUUCGUUUUCCCAUUGGAGUAGUGCCAAUAGACCUUGUCAAAACAGCCUCAUUGCUGGAUGUUACUGUUACUCAAAGAUAAAGGAGGAAAACAUAUGAUGCAGAGAGAUUUCAUUUGGUGGACAAAAAUAUAUGAUAAUGAAGAGCAUAGUCUCAAUUUUUUUUCCCAUUUAUCAUGUAAUUUUUUUAAUUGUUACACAUUUUACAAAUUUUUUUGUUCCUCUUUACAGUCUCAACAUGAUAGGGCACACCAUCUUUUUCUU
Molecule: messenger RNA, 1506 nt
Organism: Theobroma cacao (cacao)
Lineage: Eukaryota; Viridiplantae; Streptophyta; Magnoliopsida; Malvales; Malvaceae
Gene: IRX9
Product: Nucleotide-diphospho-sugar transferases superfamily protein
Biological process (GO): plant-type secondary cell wall biogenesis; glucuronoxylan biosynthetic process
Cellular component (GO): Golgi membrane
Molecular function (GO): xylosyltransferase activity; galactosylgalactosylxylosylprotein 3-beta-glucuronosyltransferase activity
Source: RefSeq, a predicted model, not a curated record